AAAGAAAGGAAAAAAGAAAAUAAUAUAAAGAAGAAAAACAAAGCACGAGAAAUUCCAAGAAAAUUAACUUGGCUCAUUCUUGAACUGUUUCUGCGAUUGUUGUCGUGUUCGCAACUAGGUUAAUUGAUGUGUGUGUGAGUGUGAGGUGUGUGUGUGUGUGUGUUUGAGCGCAUCCAUACGAAUUAUAACAAACCAAAUACAAUACAAAUACAAUAAAGUACAGCGUGUGGCACAAGCCCUAAUGAACGUGCAACAAUAGACUGCGCGCGAGCACGAGGCACGCGAUGAAUGCAACAAGGACGCGGACUGCAAUACUUAGAGUCAAGCCAACAGAAAACUAAGACAGCACCUUAGCUGGCAGGCAAGUAGUCACCGAGUCGCCGAGUCGCCGCAUCUUCGAGUCAGCCUUGGAGCAGCCAAUGCAACCAACACAGACACAAAAUGCUGAUACUGCUGCCAUUGCUGAGUAUAUUUGGUAAUAGUCUCAUUGCUGGAGUCGGGGCGAAUCUGAGCUUGGGCUUUAAGGUCAUCAGACUGCCAAGGCAUAUAAAUCCCGCCAAUUGCAGCGUUGGAAACACGACAUUCGCACAUGGAGCCACGUUUAAAUUGGAUUGCAAAACCCAAUGCGUUUGCGAGAAUGGCCGCCAUGCCUGCUCCACACUGUGCCCCAACGAGCAGCUGCCGGCGCCGGAGGAUACGAUUUCAUGCAGAUCGCCGCGUCUCGUCGAGGUGCCCGGCCACUGUUGCAAAAUGUGGCUCUGUGAGAAUCCAACAGCUGAUGUCUAUGCCACCUGCCACAACAGCAGCACCAGCGGCAACUGGACUGGCUGCAGUCGUGCAUGUGGCCUGGGCAUGGCCACAAGACAGACGAGCACCCAUGCCGGCUGCCAUCAAUUGAGCAAUUUACGGCUUUGCGAGAAUCGCAGAUGUGCCCAGGACAAUAAGAAGACGAAGAGCAACAGCCACAGUAGACUAUUAACCGCUGAGCGGCAGCAGAACUUGGCCAGCAGCCAGCUACAUCAGCAGCAUCAUCAGCAAAGGGAGCGGGCAGGAGUACGUCAGAGGAACGGGAAUCGAAAGGGGAAUGUGAAUGGGCUGGAUAUGCAACAGGAGCCCGCACAUAGAAUAAGAAAGGGUCACGAGUGCCGCAGCUUACAGCGCCUGGGCCCGGCGAGAAUUCGACUGGGCGAGUGCGUGUCCCGCAAACUUUAUCGACCAAAACUGUGCGGCAGCUGCCACAGAGGCACCAAAUGCUGCAUUCCGGCUGUUUCCACAACAAUACAGGUCGAGCUGCUGUGCCCCUUAAAUGCCGUUGAUCCAAUUAACUACGUACAAAAGCGAAUACAACAGCAGCACAGGCAACAGGACGAAGCCGCUGAGGCGCAGGCCGAGGCGGGGUCUGAAGGUGAGCGCUGGCAGCCGGAAGGCCAGUUAUGGGACACCGUUGCCUUGGAGCCCAUCGAUCAGGAAUUUCUGCAAUCGCAUCAAAUACAAAUCGAGAAUAAAUUCGUUGCCAUCGAAUGGAUACUGAAAUGUGAAUGCAGCAAGAAUUAUUGCAGUGCUGACAUGGAUGAGAGCAAAAACAGAAACAUUGCCACGAAUGCCACCAAACAUGGUUACCACAAAUACAACAACAACAACAACAACAGCAGCAACAAGAAGAAGAAGAAGAAGCAUGCACAACAACAAAAACAUUAUUACCAUGAAACUAAUGGCCUACAAAAUGAGUUGAACCCAAAACACGAUGCGCUAGAGGAUGUGGCAGGCUACGAAGCCGAGGAGCAGGAGCAGCAGGAGCGACAUGUGGCCAGCGAUGAGGCAGGGCUGAACAGUAAGGUUAGCAACGAGGAGACCUCCUCAUCGGAACAACAGCCCGAUAUUAUACCCUAUCCGCUGAGCGUGGGCGAGACAAGCUGGAAAAGCGAAAAACUGCGCAGAAAGCAACAACAACUUUGGCUUCGCACAUAGCGUAAAAUGAGACUUGAACAUUUCCCGAGCAUGCGUUAAAAAUUGAUCAGUUGAGCGAUAGAACUUAAGAUUUGUACAGCAUAGCGAUAUAAAUGUAUUUUGAAUUAUUGGGAAAUUCAGAUUAAGCUUGUAAAAAAAAAAACAAAAAAAAAACUAAAAUAGUUGCUUGGGAAAUGGUUUAGGAUUUGAGCUAAAUGAGCACUAAGUGUAAGUAUGUGGACAAUUAUCAGAUGGGGGAAAAAACCAGAAAUACAAAAUACGAAAUACCUAACAACAGACAGACAGGCAAAUACUGGCAAACACUACGAUUCUGUAUUUUGUAAUCUUUGAGAGGUAAAUAAAUAAAUAAAUCUUAAAAUACGGCAUUAAUAUGUAUUUUUGCGAGCACGUAUACAGAAAAAUUGCUUACAAUAAAAUUACAAAUCUAUCAAAAUUGCAAUUAACUAAAAAAAUGUUGGCAAUGCUAUGUGAAAAACUGCCCGAAAGAAUAAUCUAAUUUUAAUAUAUAGAUGUACAAUAAAUAGCUUGCUUUUCGGGUGUAUCCAAGCGUUAUUUGAUCGAAAAAAAUGAAAAAAAAAAAUAAAACAGAAGAGUUACAUUGUAUGUUUCAAAUAUAAUUGUGCUAUAUACUCGCUUAUAUCCAGAUGCUUAUGUAAGUGUAUUAAAGACUCCGCUUGAAAAAAAAAAACACAUCAGUUAAAUGUACCAAGUAUUAAACAGUUGAAAUAGAGUAUAAACAUAUAUGCGAACAUUGGGGUAACAAUAAUAGGCCCCACUGUGCUUAAUUGCUCUCCAAAACAUAUCCCAACAAAUAUAUCUCAACCGUGUGCUAUAAUUUAUUGGUAAAUUGAAAAAGAAAAACAAAGAAAAUAGAGAAAAAAAAAGAACACCAAAGCUUGUGCAUACUCAUAACCCAUAUCAAUUGUAU
Messenger RNA from Drosophila montana, 2896 nucleotides. It is a transcript of the gene Ccn, whose product is annotated as Ccn. Gene Ontology annotation, molecular function: integrin binding; heparin binding. The transcript is spliced from 10 exons. The record is from RefSeq and is a predicted model, not a curated record. Bases 442 to 1968 code for a protein of 508 amino acids. NCBI's taxonomy places the organism in Eukaryota, Metazoa, Arthropoda, Insecta, Diptera, Drosophilidae. Gene Ontology annotation, cellular component: extracellular matrix. Gene Ontology annotation, biological process: signal transduction; cell adhesion.